CGGCUCGGAGCGGCGCCAGCCAACGACAGCGUGUACGACGCUCGCUCGCUCGCACGCGCACAGACAGACAGAAGCGUCCGGCCGGCCGACCGACGCUUGAGGGAGGUGGAGGGCGGCGGCAUGGUGGUCAGGCGGUCGCCGGCGCGGCGGCGGGGCGUGCGGGUCGGCCCGACCAAGCUCGAGGGCCUGCCGGCCGCGUGGUCGGCCCCCGCCGUGGCCGCCGUCAAGGUCAAGUGGCCCGGCGCCGGCGGGGCGCUCUCGCAGAUGCUCACGGGCCGGCGCGGCGGCCGCGGGGUCACCGCCGUCGAGCCCGUCGGCGGCGACGGCGCCGUCCGCUGGGACGCCGCCGCCGACGCCAACCGCUUCCGCGUCGACGUCGAGCCCGGCGCCAGCCCGCGCGGCGGGGGCGGCGCCGGCCGGCCGGAGCGCGGCGUCUUCUUCUCCGUCCUAUACGGAUUCCAAGAACAAGGGAGGGGCAAGGACCUGGUGAGGCUGGACGAGAUCGGGACAGCCAUGAUCAGCCUGGAGGAGUGCUGCUGGGAGAUGCAGCUGCAGCAGCAGCAGCAGCAGAAAGUUGGGGCUCCUCUGCAGCAGCUGGUGGUUGUCCCCAUCAGGGUCAGGAAGGACGGGUGGGCAAGCGAUGCCAUGCUCUAUGUGAACGUGGAGCUGGUGGACCUGAGCACGCCGGCGGAGGUGGAGAGGAGCGUCUCGUUCAGGGAGAAGCCGAGGGCGAACCCCACGCCGGUCCCGACGAUGAGGGAGAUCCACAGGGGCUCGACGUACCACGAGGUUCUUGACCUGAAGCAGCUGCUCGACCUCGCCGAGAAGCAGGGCAGGGUGGCGGUGUACCGGAACAAGCGCAACUCGGACACCAGCAGCGUCAGCAGUGGCGGCGGCAUGAGCAGCAGCAGCAGCACCGUCAGCCUGAGCAGCGCCAGCACCAGCACCAGCGGCGGCGCCAGCCCGGAGCCCGGGUCCACGUCCAAGCGCCGGUUCCUGCCGUGGCGGCGGCGGAGCCGGGAGUCGCUCUCCCAGGAAAUGCCCAUCAAAUGCAUGGGAGACGAUGAUGUCUGGGAGACGCGCGAGUUCACGAGCAGGGACUCGGAGACGAGGCUCCGGACGCCGGUCUUCUUCGCGUCCAUCGACCAGCGCGACGACAGCGCCGGCGGCGAGAGCGCGUGCACGGCGCUGGUGGCCGUGCUGGCGGCGGCGCUCCACGCCAACCACCCGCUGAUGCCGACCCGGGCGGAGCUGGACGCGCUCAUCCGGGACGGCUCGUCCGAGUGGAGGCGGCUCUGCGACGACGAGGCGCACAUGGCGCAGUUCCCCAACCGGCACUUCGACCUGGAGACGGUGCUGGCGGCGCGGACGCGGCCCAUCGCCGUGGAGCACGACAGGGCCUUCGUCGGCUUCUUCCAGCCGGAGAGCUUCGCGUCGCUGUCGGGCGCCAUGUCGUUCGACGACAUCUGGCGCGAGAUCAGCGCCGGCGAGCGCGCCCCGGGCGAGGCCGACGUGUACAUCGUCAGCUGGAACGACCACUUCUUCGUGCUCAAGGCCGAGAGCGACUGCUACCACGUCGUCGACACGCUCGGCGAGAGGCUCUUCGAGGGCUGCGACAAGGCCUACAUGCUCAGGUUCGACGCCACGUCGGAGAUGCGCGCCCUGCCGUCGCCGGACUCGUCACCGUCGUCGGGGCCGGAGGAGGAGGUGGUGGUCGCCACCGGCAAGGAGUGCUGCGGGGAGUUCAUCAAGAGGUUCCUGGCCGCCAUCCCGCUGAGGGAGGAGCUGCACAUCGAGCAGAGCGGGUGCGCCGACGCCGGCGCGCCCCACCGGCGGCUGCAGAUUGAGUUCCACUUCACCGUGCUGCAGCAGCAGCAAGAUGGAGGGAGAUGACAGGCGGGUGUGCUUGCUGCCUGACUGCGCUGCCGCGCUAACAUGAUCAAUGUACAUUCAUAUACAGCACAGAUGAAUAGAAACAUGAAUGACAGCAUUACUGUUACCAGUUGCAGGAUUUUUGGAUAGUAGGCACAGGGAAUACAGAAUAUGUUUCUAUAUAUACAGUGAAUUAGGCAGACAGAGAUUGUAAAAUAUACACCGAGUUUCUUGA
Messenger RNA from Aegilops tauschii subsp. strangulata, 2107 nucleotides. RefSeq lists its product as uncharacterized. NCBI's taxonomy places the organism in Eukaryota, Viridiplantae, Streptophyta, Magnoliopsida, Poales, Poaceae. The record is from RefSeq and is a predicted model, not a curated record.